CCUGUCGCCUGGUCUUUGGGACAGCCUCUCACUCAACAUAUCUAUAGCCCUCACCAACUGGGAAACUAACUCAACUGCAACCUCUCCAACCAAAUAACGCUCAACGUUAGAUUACUGCCAAUUGACAUGGAAACCCAGAAAAGACACGAACACCACUCAGUUUGCCACACCUGCCGGAGAACGGAAAACAGAAGAAUGAAGGUCAAGAUGAUGUCUUCGUCAAAUCGAGUGCUGGUCAUUGCGCUGGCACUUACUCUGUACAUCGUUGAAGUGGCCUCGGCAGAAACGCUAUGUGGAGGAGAACUGGUGGACGCGCUGCAGUUCGUCUGUGAAGAUAGAGGAUUCUAUUUCAGUAGGCCAACCAGCAGGUCUAACAGCAGACGCUCCCAGAACCGUGGUAUCGUGGAGGAGUGUUGUUUCCGUAGCUGUGACCUCAACCUGUUGGAGCAGUACUGUGCCAAACCUGCCAAGUCAGAGAGGGACGUGUCGGCCACCUCUCUACAGAUCAUUCCCAUGGUGCCCACAAUCAAACAGGAUGUCCCAAGAAAACAUGUGACUGUGAAGUAUUCCAAAUAUGAGGCGUGGCAGAGGAAGGCUGCUCAGCGGCUCCGGAGGGGCGUCCCGGCCAUCCUCAGGGCCCGGAAGUUCCGGAGGCAGGCGGUGAAGAUCAAGGCCCAAGAGCAGGCAAUGUUCCACCGGCCUCUGAUCACCCUGCCCAGCAAGCUUCCCCCAGUCCUGCCCCCCACGGACAACUACGUCAGCCACAAUUGAGCCUCCUCACCAGCACCCCAACUCCCCCAUCGAAAGCCCUUUGCACAGACAACGAGUUUGGAGGGAGAUGAAGAAGAAAAAAAGACUAGGGGAUUAUAGCUUUGUCUCUGACGUCAUUUCUGUGGCAAGUCCUCUUUUGACCUUUCCCCCCACCCCCAAAUCCCGUCCGAGCCCACCAACCAACCAACCCCCCCACCCACCCCCCUGCCCAUCUACUACUUUUUGACCCCAAACCUACCCUAGACCCCCUCACCCAGACACUCAAACAUACGUUCACAUUCUUCCUGUCCUGACUCUCACUCUUGCGCUCUCUCUUUCAUUCACCGACACAAAAGACCGAGACACAAUCAAUGAACAAAAAGUGAACUAUUUGGCUGAAUGCAAUUUAGGUGGAUCCUUAAAUAAAAAAAAAGAAAGAAAGGAAGAAAAGAAAGAUGAAAGAGCUCUAUGGCUUGCAAGUGUCAAGAGGACAGCAGGCGGAAUGUUUUUUGUCCUUGUGGAAGACAACAGAAAGUGAAGAAACGGCUUGCAUAAAAGAACGCUUUCCCGAAGCAGAAAAAUUAUCUCUCUGUUAGUCCUUUUUGUUAUUAGUUUGCACCUCUAACUAUAAAUGGACUUCCACACUGUAAGGAAUUAUUUUGUAAAAUUAGAUUCCUGUUCCAGCACCUUUUAAUCACAAACAAAAAGCAGAAAAGAAGUCUGCAAAAUUGCACAUCGCCACGGAUUACGUCAAAGGAAAGAAAAAACAAGCACUAUUUUUUUAUGAACAAUGAACGUGUAGCUUAAAAAAAAUGUCAUGGUGCUAGCUUUUAGAAUGGACUCAGAGAAGAAGGGGUUGAAAAGCACGUUUUUUUUCCCGCUUUUAAUGAAUAUUAAAACUUUCCGUUUUAAGGAAAGUGUGACUUUAAAAAGGAGAAUAAAAGACGGUGCAUGCUAGCACUAUGCGCUAACAGCUCCCUUGAGGAAGUGGUAGGGGGACCUGAGACCCACUCCCCUCUCCGUUGGCCCCCAAGGCCCUACGAGAACUGGGAGCAGUGUGGGGACAUAACAGGACAUUAUGGACCACCUGGAUUGGAACAGUAGUUUGACUUCUUGUUCCGGGACAGUACUUCCUGUUUUGUCAUGGCUUUGAAAAACCCUGGCCUGCUCUGGAAGGAAGUGACACGUUAAUAUGGACACAGAACGAGUGGGAUAAUGCUGAUAAUAUUUUGGGGUUUUGACAUAUUUCUUUUUUCUUUUCACAUCUGUGUUUCAAGGAGAGAAAAAAAGUUAAACCCUGUCAGUUUCUGGUACCGUGACAUUCCUGCUUUUUGCGAAAUAGGCAUUUUUUGGUUAAACAUUUUGUCCAUCGUUAUUGUUAUAAUAUUAUUCUACAGUUUUUAAGAAAGGCACAAAUUUCAAUUCAAAGGGAAAAAACAGCAAUAAUGUCAACUAACAUUUUAUUUUUAAUUGUAUAUCAGUAGUAUUCUCAUGCUUUUGCCUGAAAACAAAUACUUGAAUAUAUAUAUAUAUAUAUGUGUGUGUGUAUAUAUACAUGUAUAUAUAUAUAUGUGUAGUGUAUAUAUAUAUAUGUGUAUAUAUAUAUGUACAUGUGUAUAUACAUAUAUAUACAUACAUAUAUAUAUAUAUACAUAUACAUAUAUAUACAUAUAUAUAUAUAUAUAUAUACAUAUAUAUUUAUAUAUAUAUACAUACAUAUAUAUAUAUAUAUAUAUACACACAUAUAUAUACAUUUACAUGUGUGUGUGUAUAUAUAUGUACAGUGUGUGUAUAUAUGUGUAUAUAUAUAUAUAUAUACAUACAUAAAAUUAGUUUCCAGGGACGUUGUGUUAUUUUCUUUUAGUCUGAGCUGUAUCUUGCGUAAUGAGCCGCCAAGCUUUUUUGUUUGUUUGUUGAAAUACAAAUAAGGGCACUGUAUAAAGGCAUUAUUUAUUUUGUUAUAAAAAUAUAUAUGAAAAAUUGGUCCAAAUAAUAUACAUAGCACUGAUGCUCAACUGACAGAUUUAUUUUGUAUGAUCUCUUUUUUCCCAUUUGACUUGUAAUUCUUUUUGUAGAUGCUUUGUACCAAAAAAAAUCUUUUUUUUUUUAAUUUUCAUUUGCCACAGAGUUAUUUUAAAUUAAUAUUUUAAUAGUAGAAUAGCCUGGAUUGCUUAGGUAUGUUAUGUCACAGAAAUAGGCACAUACUCUGACUACACAGGUCGGCAUGGACGUUUAGAAGCCUGGAUGGGAAAAAAGAACAUAUCCAUGACUGACCUGAUUGCAAAUACCAGUUCAACAACAUUAUGCGUUGAUUGUACACAACCCACUACGUUUUAAACCACUUUAGUAUUGCUGGCCAGAGACUAUGACAAGAGGGUCUAUUGUCAUAGUUGUAUUAGAGACUUCCGUUCUGAUUGGCUCUUGGGGAUUGGAGAGCACCCUACCCUUCCUCCCAGUGCAGUCUGGGUAACUUGCAUGUGCUGGUGGUCAGUCAGUGUGUUGGGCACCCUGCUCGGGAUUUGAUGAUGUCACUGUGACAUUUGGCCAUAAGUCAAACAAAGGUCACCUACAGCAAUCUCGACUCUCACUCAUCCUCUCUCAAUCCCUUUCUUAUUCUUCAACAUUCCCCAGAUGUUCUAUCUGCCUUUUGCCAUGGGAACAGGAGUGCAGCAUUCCUCCCAUACCAACCCUUCCCUGAUCUAUCAUCAACAUGUAUUCGAUGAAGGGCUACCAUACUGGACCAGUUUUGAAGCAGUUGAACUACUCAGGAAAAUCUUUGGUUUCUAAAGAGGAGAUGUGGAGUUGUUGUUGAGUUGAAGGGAUGAAGUAGUAUAGUGGGAUUAGGGCGACAGAGCUCUAAGCCAUAUCUGGCAGCAGUGACACUGCUCUCCAGGUAACAAACCAAUGCUCCCCAUGCACUAUAGGCUCCAUGGAAGUCUGUGCCACAACUUUUUUUUCAUGCUAUUUUAUAUGAUUUUGGCCCAUAAAAUGGAUGGAUAUUUAACGGAUACUCGUCCCAGUAGGGGUAGAGGUGAAUCGAGCCAAUACUGAAUAUCCUCUCUCUUCCCCUCCACCUUAAGAGGGCCCUAACCUAGCCUAUGAACUACUACCUUUAUGACCCCCAUGCCUAUAUGUCCUGUCUUUGACUCUAUAUUCCACUUGUGUAACAAAGCAGUGCAAUUAUUAUUAUUAUUAUAUUUCCCAGACGGUUAUGUAUCUUGUUUCCAGACAGUGACAACGACAUGGUUUAUUUUUUAUUUUAUAUGAAAUUUGUUCUUCCUGGUAGGACUGCAUUCACUAUUGUAUUGUUCAAACAGGCUACUAUAGUGUUCUUUUGAAUGGCGUGGAAGACAACCACUUCUUUGCGCUGGAUAUGAAGGGAUCUCUUGCCGAGCAUCGGCUACAUUUUUUGUGUCAGUAACCCACUCAGCCUGUGCAUAUUUUAUCGAUUUAACCUCUGCACGCUAGAACGUCUGAAAUGCACAAUUCAUGUACUUUCAUUUUUAAUAUCAAUAAAAUAAACAUUUUAUCAAACA
This is a messenger RNA of Oncorhynchus masou masou (cherry salmon), 4286 nucleotides long. It is a transcript of the gene igf2b, whose product is annotated as insulin-like growth factor 2b. The transcript has 4 exons. The record is from RefSeq and is a predicted model, not a curated record. Lineage: Eukaryota; Metazoa; Chordata; Actinopteri; Salmoniformes; Salmonidae. Bases 127 to 771 code for a protein of 214 amino acids. Gene Ontology annotation, biological process: positive regulation of insulin receptor signaling pathway; positive regulation of vascular endothelial cell proliferation; regulation of muscle cell differentiation. Gene Ontology annotation, cellular component: extracellular region. Gene Ontology annotation, molecular function: growth factor activity; hormone activity; protein serine/threonine kinase activator activity.